This is a messenger RNA of Apis dorsata (giant honeybee), 2320 nucleotides long. Its product is annotated as general transcriptional corepressor CYC8-like. Lineage: Eukaryota; Metazoa; Arthropoda; Insecta; Hymenoptera; Apidae. The record is from RefSeq and is a predicted model, not a curated record. The annotation marks the transcript as partial. The transcript is spliced from 2 exons.
GUCUUUUAGCGAUUUCCGCGAGUGAGGAGACGAUUUUAAAUGCAGCUGAAAAAACAAAAGCCUCCCCAGAUGAUACAGACGAUAUUAUCAUGUUGGAAAUCGAUGUCAAGGAACCUGUAAAAAGAUCACCGAUUUCAACCUCUGCUGAAUAUGGUUCUCCAUCUAAUCAAUACAUUCUUCAAUCAACUGAUAAUACUCAAGAGUUACCACCGGAGUACUUAUCUGUAAUACCACAAUAUGCACAAGAAGUAUCACAACCGCCUAUCUCUUCAGGAAGAGUACAACCAAGAUAUUCAAAGCAACAACAAUCAUUGCAACAAGCUUAUUAUAACUACCGAAAACCAACAGUAGUACCACCUCGACCUCGUACUCAACUUCAUCCUCAAGCUUUAGCUCAAGCUGAAAUAGCUGCAGAAAUUCAAGCUCAUACCGAAGCUCAAUCUCGUUCAGAAGCUAUUCGUACCGCACGUUUAGGUUCGAAAUCUUCUGCAUAUCAAACGUCAUAUUCUCAACCAAAAUUAGGAACAUUCGAGCAAGAAUUAUUACAAUUAGUCUCAGCUAAUCAAGCCCAAGAAUUUAAAUUGCUACCAACACAACCUAAAGAAAGCACAUCAGCAUAUUCGCAGCAAUUAAUAAGUUAUCCAGUUCAAUAUGCAAAAUCAACAGUGCAAGCACCUCAAUUACCUGAACAAUAUCACAUCGAAACUUCUCCACCACGAUAUCAACAACAACAACAACAACAACAACAACCUGUUUAUCAGUCAAUCGAGGAAACUGCUCAAUAUCAAGCAAUUCAACCAACCAAAGCUCUUAAUUCGGUUUCACAAUACGAUUAUGCAGUCGACGACGAUGCCUAUCAGAAAGCCCUUGAACAGGCUCAAGCUCAAGCUCAAGCUCAAGCAGAAGCGCAAGCAUUGGCUUUUCAGAAAAUUGCGCAAGCUGCAUAUAAAAAACAUCAUCAAGAUGCAUUAGCCCAUAUGAGGAUCACGAACGAACAUUACAGACAACAAUCUGCUUUAGAACAGAUUCAACAAGGCUCUAAAGUAAGUGAUGCUGGACGUGCUCAUUUACAAGAACAACUACACCCAGAAGCUGCUUAUAAAGCAAAGUUGAAAGCUCAAAUAGCUGCAGAAGCAGCUGAGGCAAGAAAAUUACAACAGGCGCAAGAAUUUAAAGCACACGCUGAUGCUAUUCGUAAAUUGGAAGCUCAACAACAAGCUCAUUUGAAAAUACAAGAAGAGGUUCAUAAUUACGCUCUGAAUUUUGAAAAAAAUCAAGCUCGUGCUCAAGCUUUAGCGCAAGCUCAAGCCGAAGCUCUUUAUAAAUCCCAACUUCAAGCUCGUAAUCAAGCUAAGAACGAAAUUUUAGCGAUAUCUAAGGGUCAAGUGCAAGCAAAGAAAGUCGAUCCAGAUUCAUCUGUGUAUCAUUAUACACUUUCAACUAGUACAGCUCUUCCUUUAUUGAACAAUUAUUUUACCAAUGAUCAAUUACAAAAAUAUCAAGCAUCUGGUUCUUCUUAUGUUCCUAGAUCAGUUUCAAAAUUGGAUGAUACAAAUCCUGUUGAAACGGCACCAGCUCGAGUGCAAUCCAUUAUUACGCAACCACGCCAAACUCAUAAAUUAAAGUUACCUUCGUCUUCUCAAUCGGCUUAUGUGUCUGAAUCAGGUUUAUUAAAAAAGUCACCCAUCAAAUCAAUAACUAUUGAAGAAGUCACUAUCGAACCGGAUCAAAUCAAUAAUCCUCCUACGCCUAAAGCACGUAUUCUGACAGAAGAAGAUUUAUCAGCAUUGAUUAAUGCAGGAUAUACUGUUACUCCUGUACCGCAAACUAAUAAAUCCGCUCAACAAAUAUAUACAACUGAUAAUACAUCUAUAGGUUAUUAUACGAAAAAACAAAAGGCUCCUCUUACAAGGUCUGAGUACGUUACUUAUGAAGAAGUGAUUCAACGUCCACGUAAACUUAUCAGGAAAAAUAGGCCGAUUAUAAAACAUAGUGAAAGUGAAGAAAGUGAUGCAAGUGCAAAAAUUACUUAUUUGGUACCUCUUGAACCAGCUUUUGGUACAAAACAACCUUUGCUAAAACAUGAAGAAUGAUUUGAUUUAAAUUUGGCUUUUUCUUGUCUUCAUUGCGUUACAAGUUUAGAAUAAUGCGUAUCUAGUUAAAAUACUAUCUUUACAGUAUUUUAUCUUGUUUAUCUUUUAUUAUUCAUAUUAUAGUAAAAAUCAUAAAUUUCAAUCAUAAUUACUUUCUAAAUUUUUUUGCUGCAGGUUCCGUGAAAAUCCAACUUAUUCCAUCCUAUUCACAUCAAACCAUAUUUAUU